This is a messenger RNA of Cylicostephanus goldi, 300 nucleotides long. The record is from the annotation of a GenBank genome assembly. Lineage: Eukaryota; Metazoa; Nematoda; Chromadorea; Rhabditida; Strongylidae.
AUGUGGGCGUUGGCGAAGAAGAAGACGAAUGGCUUGACAACUACUCAGAUGCUGUUACUACUAUCACUUCUUUCACAGACACGUAUCGUGGAAAGCCAAAAUGAGUUAUAUCCUUACCAGCCGUCCCGAAAGUGUGCCAAUGAUACGGAGAUCAUCGAUCACCUUCUUUUCGACACUGCUCUCCACUACAACAAGCAUAAGCUUCCCUCGAAUCCGGUCGAUGUUCGUAUUGAGAUGUGGGUCCAGGAGGUGACCUCUGUCUCUGAACUCACGCAAGACUUUGAGAUCGGUAAAUUUUGC